GAGCAGUGGUGGAAGUAGUGGGAGGAGAGGACAAAACCCUCCCCACCCCAACCCCCCUGCCCCAGACUAAUGUGAACCCUGAAGGAGAAAGGGCCGAGAAAGACGGCUCUGGAGAGAUCUUUAGUGAAAGCUCCCCAAGUGGGUCAGACAUUAUAGGGACGGUGUCGGAAAGCACCAGGGAGACAGAGUCGGGAGACAUGGGAGAAGGGGGGGAGAUUCUGGAGGAACACCUCCCCCCACGUAAAAGAAAUGCUGAGGAGCUCUCCGACCCCGAACAGGGCGAGGAGAAAAAAGGAAAGGUGGAAUGGGAGAGCUCCCAGGGGGAGGAAGAAUUUAGAACCUUCCCCUCCAACUCCCCCAAUCAAGUCUCCUUUUAAACCCGGUUUUAACCUCCUCUCCCUUCCACCCCCCUUUACCCCGGAGGGAGAGAGAGAAAUCACCAGAGAAAUAACCCCCUUUUAACUGUUAAAUGCUUUUCUUUCGGCACGGUUUUUACUCACCCCUUUUAUGGCUUUUAAAAUCACCACAAUAAAUGUAAGGAGCAUAAAAACAGAAAUGAGAGCACAGUCGGUUUUAUCCUUUUUAGAAAGGUUUAACUCAGAUGUGUUUUUACUACAGGAGUGUGGUCUACCCUUUUUAUCCUCUUACAGCAAAUUGGAGGAUAAGUGGCGGCACGGGCCCUCCCUUUGGAGUGGCUCAAAUUUUAACAAGAAUGACGGUGUUGCCAUUUUAAUCAAGACCCCACAGGUGGUGGUGAAGGGGAGCACGGUGGUGGUAGGAGCGGGAACCAGUAUGUCCAGUGCGCGGGCUCGCUAUAGGCGAGCCCACAACGGUCUGGCGCAACGUGGCCCAUCCUGCUCUCCUGAAUCGGCAUCGGGACCUGUCCUGGAUGGUCGCCCACGAGAUCCUCCCGGUCAGGGCCGUUAUGCACUCACGGGGCAUGGCGAGGACAUCCGUGUGCCCCCGACCGGGCUGCAGCCAAGAAGAGUCGGUGAGGCACAUGCUCUGGGAGUGCAGAGCCGCCAGGGACCUGUGGAAGGAAGCAGGCCCCCUGAUCACCUCGUGUCUGCCAGCAGGGGAGGACCUAACACCUCAGCUCGUGCUGUACGGGGUGGGCCGAAGGCCCAUUCCACCGAAGGCCUUCACCAAGUUCUGGCCCACCCUCACGUGUCUGAAGGAAGCACUGUGGUCCUCCCGUAACCUGCUGGUAGCAAAAAGCGUAGAGACCACCCCCCAGGCAGUGGCCAUGGUAGCCACGGAAGCCCUGGGGUGGUACGAACGGAAGGGGGCCUCGACCCCAGGCGAAGGGUCCCCCACAACACCCUAGGUCCCGGCGGCCACGGCGCCUAGGGCGAUGCGCCUAGGGGAGGGAUCUCCUCUGGGCCCCGAAGGACGGGACGAUGGUCUAUUCGGAAGAGCAGGAUGAGGCGAGUUUGAUAAGGACUCACCCCGCUUCUGUACAAGCGAUUGAAGACCGCCUUUUAACAGUGACUUAACAUGUUUCUAACGUCUUAAAAAUGUUUAAUCUUUGUUGAAUCAUUUCGUACACAUUUUAAAUGGCUUUUACAGAUUUGAUGUUUACAAAGAAAGUACUUUUAUCCAUAGUUGUCAUUGGUCUUAACAACACGUACUUUUAACAAAUUUAAAUGUAAAUUCAAAUGCUGUGUUUUAUGCCUUGUUGCCGUUUUUAUGUGUAUAAAUGAUUAAAUGAAUG
Messenger RNA from Oncorhynchus gorbuscha (pink salmon), 1714 nucleotides. RefSeq lists its product as uncharacterized. Lineage: Eukaryota; Metazoa; Chordata; Actinopteri; Salmoniformes; Salmonidae. The transcript has 2 exons. Bases 890 to 1327 code for a protein of 145 amino acids. Gene Ontology annotation, molecular function: catalytic activity. The record is from RefSeq and is a predicted model, not a curated record.